UUAAAUUUACGACUUCAUUAGGACACCGUAUUUUCAUUACGGAGUGUCCACAUCUGUUUAGAAGAUCGAACAUAAUUUUCAUCAAAAUUUUUUCCAAUUUUUCCGAUCAUCUUAACCGUGUGUUAGUAGCUACAUGAGUAACAUAAUUCGAUUAAAAUAUUCACGUAUGUACGUUGUAGACUAAGCGUGUUGAUGAUAGUGGGACAGUAGUAAAAACCAUUAAGAAAACGAGAAUGAUAGCGAUGAUGAUAGCUGAUAGCUGGCGCUUCGUGCCGUCGUGCAAGUGCAAAGUGCAACAGUAACAAUAACGGCGAUCACGGCUGGUAAUAAUCAGUAAUAGUGCGCGGUAGUCACGGUUAGUCGCGAUGUUGUAACGAUAAAGAAGUCUGAUAUGUCUACGUACAUAGUACUUAUGAACGUUUAUUUACUGACAUUAGAUUUUUCGUCGUGCUGAGUAAUGUCAGCAUUUAAAAAAUGAAGAUUUGUGUAACGUGUAUCUAUUGGUCGUUACUUUUCAUAUCUGUUGCUUCCAGUGCGCUUCUAUUCAUUAUUGUAGCUUCUGAGAAUACGCAAUCAAAACAUUAUUCGUCUUUCAAGAAAAAUGAAACUUCUAAGACUUACGAUAAUGAUACGUUAAUUGAUAUGGGACCUGAUAAUUUAGAUACAUCCACAAUUUUAAUUAAUGAACUACAGGAUUUACGCAACGUGGAAAGAAAUUACAAGGAUCACUAUUAUCAUGAAGAAUUCACUGAAGAACCUACUGGGUUUCAAACUGUUACGAAUGAUGAAACAAGGAAAGCAGAGAAUCCUUACAAAGAUCCAGAUAUCGUGGCUGAAAGUCUUACACAACAACCUAAUUUAUCUCAGGGAAUGUCUGAAAAUGAGCAAGCUACGCUUCUAACUCUGAUGGAUACGACUGUGGCGGAGUUGCAAAGCCUAGCAGAACCAAAGCUUACCAGCGAUUUUCCGAGAACGAGAUUAUACCCAAAGAAUUCGUCGCUGUUAACGAAAGCUGGUGGGAACAUUGCGCAGAAAACAAAACAAGAGCAGCUGGAAAUUUCAGCGACGUCAACUAUUGUCGACGACGAGACCACUGAAAAGUCUAAUGUGACUGACAAUUUUGAAGAAGGAUCAUUAUUACCGAAUUUGGGUGACCAAGAAACGCCUGAGGUGCUGGUGGUGAGAGCCGAACAAGUUCCCAUCACUGAAUCAGAUUCGAAAGGCAGUGGUAUUAAAUCUGGUGAGACUACAACUAGUGAAACUAUAACUACUGAAAAAGUCGAUGGGCCAUUCAUAACGAAUCCAGAGUUGAUCGAUAUCGAAGCGGAGGCUCGAUUACUGGAAGAUAGUAGAGACGAAGUUACUGCGACUAUUCUCGGUGACGAAAUCGUACCUGUGGCGUCUACUAGUCCGCACGAGGACAUUCCGUCUUUCAGCGAGUGGACGCAGAAAAGAUUGGAAGAAGCUGAAAAGAAGAAAACGCAUCCAAAUGCUUCUGUCCAGAAUUCUGGAGCAGCUACACGUGGAACAGGUGGAAUGAAGGUGCGCUCGAAAAACUAUGCUUCCCCAGAUUGUGGAGCGAAAAUCGUCGCAGCGAAUGCAGAAGCACGAAGCGCAAGAAGCGUUCUGGUAUCUACCAGAGACGAAUAUAUGCUCAAUACGUGUACAUCGCGCAUAUGGUUCGUGGUAGAAUUGUGCGAAGCAAUCCAGGCAAAAAAGAUUGAACUGGCCAAUUUCGAGUUGUUCAGCUCAUCGCCGAAGGACUUUUCAGUAUACAUCAGUGACCGCUUUCCUACCAGAGAUUGGAGCCCGGUUGGUCAGUUUACCGCGAAGGACAUGAAAGAUAUCCAGAGUUUCGCGUUACAACCGCAGUUGUUUGGAAAAUUUAUAAAAGUGGAGCUUCAAACUUACUACGGGUCUGAACACUUUUGCCCAAUUUCCUUGUUCUGCGCUUACGGCACUAGCGAAUUUGAAGUCCUUGAAACGGAAACCGAGAAUCAGGCGCCGAGGGAAGUACAUGCUCAUGUGGACGAUGAGGAGGAUAGCGACGAGGAAGAAGUAUUAGACACUCAAGACGGCGAACCGCCGAGAAAUUUGUUCGGCAGCGCUAGAGACGCUGUGUUAAGUAUAAUGAAAAAGGCGGCUGAGGUGUUGGUAAAAUCCAGCGAUUUGACGUACAACAAUAUUACGAAAAUCCAACAAAGCAUAGACAGUGGUAACAUUCUCCAGAAUUCUUUCGUAAGCUGCACCACGCCGAGGUACACUAUCCUUUGCGAUAAUUGCUCGGAUCAGGAAUUCGCGAAAAUUUUCCAAUUAGUCAGUUGCAGAGAACAACAACUGAAUCAGUUGCUCAAAAUUGACCUGGUUAACAGAACUUUGAAACAGACUGGACUUUGCAAGAUGCAUGGCGUGAGAGUCGAGGAUUUCGCGACGAAGGGGAUAGAAAAUGUAAAUACUGGACAAGAGAAAUUCGAUCAAACGCUUGGCACAACGAAAAAUUUUCAGCUGACGUUCAUAACGUCCAUAUUAAGAUCCGAGUAUGUUGCAGCGCUUUGUAAUGUAUUAGCUAUAAAGGAACGUAAGAUGGUAAUGAAUACAAGUCACGAGAUUUUACUCAACUUUAAAGAGACUACAAAGGAAGAUAAACAAAAAGAACUUAGCAGCGAUGCCAUAAAAUCGGUUCACCAUGUGACGACCACACGCAGUACGAAUACAAAUCUGGAUACGUUCUCUCGUGAUUCGAAGAAAAGUACUUUGGAUUCACUCAAUAGAGAUGUUAAUAAGUUUACUAAUACGCCUAUAGAAACUUCGUCCAGUUCCGAAAGCAUACUUUCCCAAAAAAAACCUACUAAACUUUCUGAAAAAGAGGAAGUGAAGAACGAUAGUCUGAUUUCUACAGUGGAAUCUAGCAAAGAUAGUACGGAGGAAACUGUCAAGCCUGAAACAACAGUUAAGUCUAGAAUAACCGUUCCAGUAUCUUUAAACAUUGGACAAAACCCAACUCCGACACCCGGAGACCAACACUCCGGAACCCAAGAACCGUUUUUUACUACUGGUACCUCUGGUGAGAGUUCUGUUCAACCGAUGACGUCUCAAUCGAUUACUGAUAUCGAUAUCAAUGAAAUACCUACUAACGAGAUCGCAUUCGAUAUGGAAUUCUCAGAUACUAAUAUUCCGAACAGGGUGGAGAAGGUAGAUCGUUUAGAUCACGAAGGGAAACAAGGACAAACGGAAUCAUCAGAGAAUGCUCAAGAAAUGAAAUUACCAUCACAAGAUGCUUUAGUAUUCGAUAAUAUAUUGUCCGAUUUAAAAGAUUUCGAAGCAGAAGCUGUACAUAUUCACAAUGGGCCUGCUACGAGUGCAUCAGUGGCACAGUCGACAACGAAUACCACGCCGCAGAAAGAGUCUGUUUUUCUAAGAUUGUCCAAUAGAAUUAAGGCACUAGAAAGAAAUAUGUCAUUGAGCGGUCAAUACUUGGAAGAGCUAAGUUGGCGAUACAAGAAACAAGUGGAAGAAAUGCAAAAGUCCUUAGAACGGACUGUGUCCGCGAUGAGCGAGGAAACGCGAAAGAGAGACGAGCGGGAAUUGAAAAGAGCAGAAGAAAUAGCGAUUUUAAGAGACGAGAUCAUGAACCUUUCGAAUUCGGUGAAGAACCUUAUAUACGAUCGGGAUAGUUGGCGAGGAAAGAUUUCCAUGUUAGCUCAGCAAAUAUUGUUAAUAUGUUCGAAAGCUCUGGUUAUAUAUUUAAUUUUAUUGUAUUGUUGGGGAAAGCCAGUCGAAACGAAAGAGAAAACUCGAUCUGAAAAAGAUGUGACACGUCGUAAAAGCGCGGAGAAUUUCGGUUCUCAUAUCAAAAAAGUGAAAAAGCGGCGACCGAGCGAAAUAGCUUCUCACAUUACCGGUACGUAUCGGGAAUUAAUGAUCAGUCACAGAUCUCAUGAGAGCAAGAAAGAAAAGAAGAGAAAACGUAGGAGGACGACCACUUUGAUCGGUGACCAAGCGAAUACGCAACAGGAAAUCGUGCCAAACAUUGUGGAUAAAAUAGGAGUAAUAAGAACAGUCCCUUCGUCCGUUGAAGUUUUACAAACGACCGACUUCCACAAUCCAGUAGCCUGCAAAAAGCUAAAAUCUGCGUCGGAAAGUAAUGUCGACAGGUUCGUUGAAAGCGAAAUGAAAUACAAUAUUCUAUUGUCGAACGUAGAUAGUUCUAAAAUGGGGUCCGCUAGAGAUUUGGAAUUAAACGUAUCAUACAUCGAAAAUUCGAAUGAGACAAAUUCCUCCUCGUCGAACACGUUUCCCGAGAAAUCAAAAGAACACACUUCCAACGAAUUGUCGACAGAUUUAUUCAAUUCUAAGAGCAUCAGUGGCAUACUGAAGGAUACUAGAUUGAAUGUAACAUCUUCCUUCAUGAGGACUGCUUUGAGCACACGAAGGAAAAGGAAAACUUAUUUGAAUGACGUGAACGGAGAAUGGAAUGAUGGUAUAGAUGAUAAAAAUCAAGAUAAUCUCGUAUAUUCUGAGAAAAUCGACACCGAUGCUGAUACUACCGUGAAUGGUACACUAAUGAAUCAAAGCGACGAAUCUAGAAGUAGUAGUGUAACGUCGAUGUUGAAAAAGAAGGAGAAAAAGGGUACUGGCUUUAGGAAAAUGGUGAGAAAAUUCUUUUGAUUAAAAUAGAUUUGCCAAUGCUAGCUAGUAUCAAAAAUAGCUCGAUGUUGUUGAAAUACUUGUAAAGCAGGAUCUGCAUUAUCUGUACACUUGAGUACCUUGCUUACGCGUUCGGACGCAACAGAAGCAAUAGUAUACACGUCGAAUAAGUCAGAUAAUUUAAACAUCAGAGAGUAGAUCCUAUUUAGUCGGUUUUGACAUGAGGUCUUACUUUUAUAUGCUUUUGCCUUACACUCUACACUGUGGAACUUGUUUUGCUGUCUUCGACAUAUCAGCGACACGCUGAGCUCAUUGAACUUUAUUCUAACUAGAGUGUGAACGCCUGAAAGAAGAACUAGCUGCGACAACGGUUCGAGAAAAAUAUAAGACGAGUAAUUCAGGUUCUAUAAAAAAUAUACAGGAUAGGUUAUGAGUUUCUCUCCCCUCUACAAGCAUGAUUCUAAAACGACCCGUUCUGCAUCUCUCUCGAACUAGUCUCUUUUUCACAGUUCACAUUCUAGGUCACUUUAAGAUACAGUAUACAGUGUCUCACGAACUCUGUCCACUUAAAUAUCUUGGUUAUUUCAAACAAUACGAGAAAAUGUAGGGUUUAAGAAACUACAUAAUUAUAUUUUUGCAAGUGGAAGCGUAGAGAAGAUAUAGCGGUCACCUUGGUUUUAUUAAAUGGAAUGUCCAAUUUUUUAUGCUUUAUUUCGAUAGCUUGGCGUAUUCUGAAUAUACAACUACUAAGGUGUUUUUGUCCUAAAACGUACCGUUGCUAAGAUAUACAUGCUCAAUUUGUAGUUCCUUAUCAUAAGAGAAUUGAAUGUGACAUAAUAUCCUCCUUUACCCAGACUACUACAAAUUGAGCAUAUCUCAGCAACGGUAAGUUUUAGGAAAAAAACACCUUAGUACUUCUAUACUCAGAAUAUGCCAAGCUAUCGAAAUAAAGCAUAAAAAAUUGAACAUUCUAUUUAAGAAAACCAAGGUGACCGCUAUAUCUUCUUUGCGCCUUCACUUACAAAAAUAUAAUUUACACGAUAUUAUGUAGUUUCUUAAACCCUACAACUUCUGUGAGUGACAUUUUCUCGUAUUGUUUGAAAUAACCAAGAUAUUUAAGUGGAUAUAGUUCGUGAGACACACUAUACACACAUGGACCGCUGGUCCGCUAGAAAAAAUGUAGCCAACAUUUGGUAGCGCCGCCAUACUCGGGACCUAAACUCUUUAAGAAACAGAACAUGUAAAGAUACAAUUUAAACUCAUUGGCUUCAAAUUGUCGCAGUUUGGUCACGUGUGGUUCCCGAAGGUUGAGCUUAGCCACCUGAUGUUAGCUACGUUUUUUUAACAUUGGAAGCCUAUGUAACUGACGUUCCAUGUAUGUAUAGUCAAAGGCAGCGGACAGCCCAUUCUACGUUAGUUAUUUACACUGGCGUAGCACAAUUAUACAUGACGACAUAAAGGCGCGCAAAUACCAUUUUAAUGAGUAUAGUAUGCAUACACAAUUGACAUACUUCAUAUUACAGCCUGUAUAAAAACCUACUUAAACAAAUAUAUAUGUUCUGUGAACGUAAGCUUUUCCAAUGGGCAAUUUUAUUAUUAUAAUCCGGCUUUCUAUCGUGCCUCUUUUUGUGAAUAUUGAAAUUUACUUUCAUUAACAUAUGCAUAAAAUUGGGUAUUAUGUACAAAAUACAAUUUUAAAAUAUGAAAUAUGCUAAUUGUAUGUACAUGCAUACUAAAAGCAUUAUUUAUUAAGAUGUCAUAAUAAAUCAGUUUUGAUGAAUCAAUACGCUUUAUGAUUCAUGACUUCAUACGUAUCGGUAUUAGCGCGUCUUUACGUCGUCAUGUAUUUUUUCUUUUUUUCUGUUUCGUGGUUGAUCCACUGGCAGCCACUCGGCACAACCAGUGACCUCUUCCUUCCUCUCUCUUAGUCUUACCUCUGUCUUUUCCUCAACCUUCUAUUUUUCCUAUACCUCAAUCCUUACCUCACCCUUCUUCCAUCUUGCAUUCGUCCAGGACAUUGUCUGCGGAGCGGGGAAAACCUAGUAGGGAAACCCAGUAGAAUUGAUAAAUCCUGUCUAGUAAAACCCGCCCCGAAAUGGUUGGUGUCUUCAAUAUAUGUUCCCAUUAGGUAUCUAGGUCACAUUUUUGUACGCUUAGACACCGAAUUGGGAUGUUCUACACAUCUCGCAGGCUACGACCGCGGUCGACGCUGUUUAGGCCCGAAUUUAUAGGCCGGUAUUCAGAGUCGUUGUUUAUUCUUAAGGUCGUCUUAAGCAUUUGCUUAAGUCCGUGUUCCCUGUACAA
Molecule: messenger RNA, 6951 nt
Organism: Ceratina calcarata
Lineage: Eukaryota; Metazoa; Arthropoda; Insecta; Hymenoptera; Apidae
Product: SUN domain-containing ossification factor
Exons: 6
Coding region: 475-4668 (1397 amino acids)
Biological process (GO): protein folding in endoplasmic reticulum
Cellular component (GO): membrane; cytoplasm
Source: RefSeq, a predicted model, not a curated record